Messenger RNA from Akanthomyces muscarius, 1497 nucleotides. RefSeq lists its product as uncharacterized. The transcript has 2 exons. The record is from RefSeq and is a predicted model, not a curated record. Lineage: Eukaryota; Fungi; Ascomycota; Sordariomycetes; Hypocreales; Cordycipitaceae. The coding region runs from base 1 to 1497 and encodes 498 amino acids.
AUGAACACCUUGAAAAUGGCAGGGAAACUUGAAUCGCCGCCGGACUCGGCACCCGUCGAUAUAUAUCCUGUCCACAUGUUUGACGACUACAAAGGCCCGCGCAGCAUCAUGAUGCAGUGGAUAUUCCGGGUCGACGCCCAACUCGACGCUUCCAAGCUUCGCAGCGCACUCACACGCGUACUGGAGACGGGAGACUGGCGAAAGCUGGCAGGACGUCUUCACUGCACAAAGACUGGCAGUCUUGAAAUCCACGUUCCACGUACAUUCACAGACCAAGAUCCAGCCUUUACGUAUACGCACCGAGAUUACUCUACGGAAACCUUUGGUGACGAUGCAACGAGGCGCGCGUUUCCCAAAGCCGAUUCCGGCCCACGGGUAUACGCGAGGACUCCUAGUGCCAAUGAAUCUGUCUUUGCGCCAGGCACACCAAAGACGCUGCGGGAACACAUCGACCGCGGCUUGCCACAGCUCGGGCUGCACAUUUCCACAUUCAAGGAUGUCACUCUCAUCGAGCUCACAUGGCCGCAUACCGUCAUGGACGGCACCGGCCAGCGCGAGCUCCUAGCCGCAUGGUCACUGGCGCUCGCCGACCGCGAGCACGAGAUCAAGCCCUUGGCAGGCGCGCGAGAAGACGUAGCAUGGGACAUUGCUGGACAGUACACAGACGAGCAGCUUGGUCCCAACGUGGUGCGUGACAGGGAGCUCACGGGCUUCAGCAAGCUCUUCUUCUUCUGCCGGCUGUUUUGGCAACUUUUGACCGGCCCCCGCGCCGACUGGCGCAUCUUCUACCUCCCCAAGACCGUUAUUCGCACGUGGCGUGAAGAUGUGUUUCAACUAUCCACGGAUUCAAAGACGGAUGAGCAUCCCUUUGUGAGUGACGGCGACUUGAUCUGCGCCUGGCUGGUGAGCCUCGCCGCCAUCGGCCGGCGCCCAAGCACGCGCUACGUUGUCGCCGGCUCCUUCAACUGCCGCGCACGGAUACCCGCCCUCCGCGACGCGCCAGGCGUACACAUGCAAAACCUUCUAGGGCUGUACUUUGCCUCCAUCACCCCGGACGACGUCGCUGGGCCGUCGUCGUCCCUGGCGCGGAUCGCUCUCGCGCACCGCGCCGAGGUCGCCGCGCAGACGACGGAGAGCCAGGUCCUGCACCACUUUCAGCGACGGCGCAACGCAGCUGAAACACAGCGCGAGCCCGGCAUGCCGUUUUACUGCCGCUCCGAUGAGGUGCCUGUGCUGUGCAACAACCUGGCGGGUCUUCGCAUCGGCGCGGCGGCCGACUUUGGUCCCGCGGUGGUGGUGGCCGGGAGGGGAGGGCCGGUGGCGUCGGGACGGGUGGUGAGCCAUCACUAUCUGUCGACGGAUGACAAGAACAGGCCGGUGCCGUACUUUAUCUGUUUGGACCAGGACGAGGGCGGGUAUUGGAUCCGCGGGAAUGCAUCGGCGCAGACGUGGGAUAAGAUUAUCCGCGAGAUUGGCACCGUCGAUGCAGAUGUAUAG